Stylophora pistillata is the source of this 2307-nucleotide messenger RNA. Its product is annotated as dihydrolipoyllysine-residue acetyltransferase component of pyruvate dehydrogenase complex, mitochondrial. Gene Ontology annotation, cellular component: pyruvate dehydrogenase complex. Gene Ontology annotation, molecular function: dihydrolipoyllysine-residue acetyltransferase activity. The record is from RefSeq and is a predicted model, not a curated record. Gene Ontology annotation, biological process: pyruvate decarboxylation to acetyl-CoA. Lineage: Eukaryota; Metazoa; Cnidaria; Anthozoa; Scleractinia; Pocilloporidae.
CUGGGGUAACUCCUCUACCAGAAGGGACUUGGGAUGUUCUGUGCAAGGCGAGCCGUUCGAAUAUUUGGUCGCAGAGGGCGUUCUGUAGCUCUGCGGUCAAGUAUUUGUGAGUUACACUCUCAGGCUCAGCGAAGAACAGUUUUGGUUUGGGCCACGAGAGAUGUAUCACGCUUCCGACACGUGCUCUCCUCUAGUCUGCCCAAAUGUGGUUUUCGCUGGUUCAGCUCAGAGGGUCUACCCCCUCACACAAAAGUAAAACUACCAGCCUUGUCACCUACAAUGGAGAUGGGAACCAUUGUGAGCUGGGACAAGCAAGAAGGUGAUGAACUUAGUGAAGGAGAUCUGCUAGCUCAGAUAGAAACAGACAAGGCUACAAUGGAAUUUGAAACCCCAGAGGAAGGCUUCCUUGCCAAGAUUUUAAUUCCUGCUGGUGCCAAAGAUGUUCCUAUUGGAAAACUUCUCUGUAUAAUUGUUGAAAAGAAAGAAGAUGUUGCAGCAUUGGAGUCUUUUGUACCUGAUGAAACAGCAGCACCACCUGUGGAAAAGCCUGCAGAACCAGCAGCUGCUGCUCCUCCCCCACCUCCAACUGCAGCCCCAUCUCCCCUACCCCCACCCCCUCCUCAGCCUGUAACCCCUGCCUCACCCCCUCCCCCUCCAGCUGCACCUGGUGGUAGGGUAUUUGCCAGUCCUCUGGCAAGAAAGAUGGCGCAGGAGAAGGGCAUAGAAUUAAGUUCUCUUCAGGGAAGUGGCCCUGGUGGACGUGUGAUAGCACAAGAUGUGACUAGUGCAACACCUGUAGUUGAAGCUGCUCCGCCUACACCGGUUCAUGUACCAGGUGCAGAUUUUACCGAUAUUCCUCUAUCAAAUGUUAGAAAAGUUAUUGCUAGACGACUUCUUGAAUCAAAGCAGACAAUUCCACAUUAUUACCUGUCAGUGGACAUCAGAUUGGACGAUUUGCUCAACGUGAGAAAGCAACUCAAUGCAGAUGGUAAUGAAGAAUACAAACUCUCAGUGAAUGACUUUGUACUAAAGGCUUGUGCGUUAGCCUCUAAAAAGGUUCCAGAAGCAAACUCUUCAUGGAUGACGGAUUUCAUCAGACAACACCAUAAUGUUGAUGUUAGUGUUGCUGUGAGUACAGAAUUUGGAUUGAUCACCCCAAUAGUUUUCAAUGCAGAUAAAAAGGGAUUACAAGAGAUAAACGCCGAUGUAACCACUUUAGCUCUCAAAGCUCGGGAUAACAAACUUCAACCUCAAGAGUUCCAGGGAGGCACAAUUACAGUGUCAAAUCUUGGGAUGUAUGGCGUUAAGAACUUUUCCGCCAUCAUCAAUCCCCCUCAAGCCUGUAUUUUAGCCGUUGGAAAGGCAGAAAAACAAGUUGUUGUGGACGAAAAUAGCGAAAAGGGUUACACAACUGGAACAGUGAUGUCUGUCACUUUGAGCUGUGAUCACCGAGUUGUUGAUGGCGCUGUUGGAGCGCAAUGGCUGUCUGCUUUCAAAAGCUAUUUAGAGAAACCUCUUACAAUGUUGUUAUGAAGGGAAAGCCAAUUUAAAUCAUGGAACAGUACUCACGGGGUAACCGAGUCUGGCGAAUUUAUCUCUUAAACACAGUAAAAUACAUUAUUCCAAGAGAUACUGAAUUACAAUUUUAUGACUGAUUGACAUUAAAGGAGUUGAGACGGUUUUGAAGCAGUUUCCGACGAAUAUAAUAAGUUGGUUGCUUGUUCUUGAAAAGGUGGAAUUUGGGAGUGGUCAGUGUGUACAUUUUGAAAAACUUAGCCAAUAUUUUUAAAUUUCGUUCCUUGACACGGUCUACCUCGCAGCCGUUUUUUCGGGUUUGCCUCACAAAAAGCUUACUUCUAUAGAACGACUACAAAGGCAGCUGAGAGAGAAAGAAUCUGCGUGGCGAAACAACGGCUGCGAAUGAGGCCUGCGAAGGACACUAUUCCCAACAAUUAUUUUUCUACCUGAGUUCUUCCAACUUUGAGUGGUCUUCUUCGCUUGUAGAUAAUUGUAUUUAUUUGGAUGGGUAUUGUCAAUGCGGUAAUUUUAAACGUUGAAAAUUAGAAAAUGUUUUGACCUCGUCUGUCAUGUAAUUUGCGUAUUAACAGUGACAAGCUGAACUCUUAAUCUUACGAUCUCAAUUUGAUUUUUAUUACAGUCGAAUGAAGUGGAAAAUCGGGUUAUACUAGACAAGUUUGUUUGGUUGGUUUCUUUUUAAUAUAGCACGAUCUAUAUUUCAAAGAAAGAAGAAAAAGUUAUAAUUAUCCUCUUAAUUUUAUCAAUAAACUCUUCAUUUCGCACUUCUCA